UAGUGGUAUUAUGCCCGCCGUCCAACAGUUAGAAAAGUCUUCCAUCUGCCACAAAAAUAUACCCAAAAAAUAAAUGAAUAAAUGGCGGAGUCUGAGAUUGGUAAUGACCUUCAAGAGACCUUGAAGCCCUUCUAUCAGAGAGCCUCUCAAGCCGAGGAUCGUUUGUCAAGACUUGAAGCUGCGCUUGCAAGUAAGAAAGAUACUGGAAAUGUGGAACAUUUGAAAACAAUUAACGAGCUUCAGUCUAAACUAGAAGAUGCACAUGCUCAGCUAAUUUCAGAACGAGAAGAGGGUCGGAAGCUUGCUGCAGAAAAUGCUAAACUUCAAUACCGUAUUCACCAUCUUGUCCGGGCAGUACGGGAGUCCGACCAAAAGAUGGAGCAUUAAAAGUUAAACCAUGUGAUUUCGUCAUAGAGCAGAAGGUAGCAUAGACGUUUGAGCCUGGAGAUACACAAUUAUAUUUUGGAUGAGAGACGAUUAGCAACUCGUGCUACUAAAGCUUCGAAGGACCUGAUAAUGAUGAUGAUGCCUGCAUUGGUUUUCUUUUCAUUAUUAUUCUUCUUAUGGAAGUAACCUUGUAGUUUAACUAAAUUGCAUAGUUCCAGUAAUGUGCUGAAAAAUAUUUAUUAAAAUUUACAAGAACAAGGUGUUUCUUUUU
Molecule: messenger RNA, 658 nt
Organism: Ziziphus jujuba (common jujube)
Lineage: Eukaryota; Viridiplantae; Streptophyta; Magnoliopsida; Rosales; Rhamnaceae
Exons: 5
Coding region: 82-387 (101 amino acids)
Source: RefSeq, a predicted model, not a curated record